This is a messenger RNA of Sphaeroforma arctica JP610, 264 nucleotides long. RefSeq lists its product as hypothetical. NCBI's taxonomy places the organism in Eukaryota, Ichthyosporea, Ichthyophonida. The transcript has a single exon. The coding region runs from base 1 to 264 and encodes 87 amino acids. The record is from RefSeq and is a predicted model, not a curated record.
AUGGAUGCCAUCAACAACGUUAUCAAGGAUAUCCGCAUCUCCUACGAUGAAAUGUUCGGCUCUACUGCGAAAGCAAUAGCACAACUUACAAUGACACGUAGUGAUCUAUAUCACGCAAACAAACAACGCAAAUAUGUUCAAGCCGAUCUCGAUAACUACAAACGUUAUAAUGUGCAGUUAGGCGAUGAACAUAAAGUGCUUCUAGCUAAACACGAAACACUACAAAUCGAUCCCAAAAAACUAACAGAUCGCCUAAAAAACUGA